AUGGCUGCCGCGUUUUUGGGAGGUUCUGAAACACUAUUUAUUGUUACAUUCCAGGUUCCGUAUAAUAAGGGUGUUACUUGGCCCGCUAUUUUAUUCGGUGUUCUUGCCAUGGUCUUUAUCAUAAUAGGGUUCAUUCCCAUCUAUUACGAGCUCUGGAAGAGACAGGGCCGAGUUGUUGAGAUCACCUCAUCCUCGAACUCAGAAUCUUCAUCAGACACUUCAUCUAGAAACUCCGCUUCUGUGAGACUGUGUCAGGCAGCGAAAGCGCAUGGCAUGAGUUUUGAUGAGUUCAUGCGGCUGGAAAGGGAUGGGGGCAACAGCAGCAGCAGCAGCAGCAGCAGUAGUAGUAGUAUUUCUGCACACUGUGAACUUGGAUGUUCCCCCGACGACUGCGCUCGCAAGUCGCCGCCGCCAUACGCUGUGCCGAAUGUAAAUCUUGAGGGCGGAACAAACCAUGUUAUUGCUGCAUUGCACAUUGGGGAGAUUGAUGCAGUCACGCUGUGA
Messenger RNA from Histoplasma mississippiense, 504 nucleotides. RefSeq lists its product with no specific name. The record is from RefSeq and is a predicted model, not a curated record. NCBI's taxonomy places the organism in Eukaryota, Fungi, Ascomycota, Eurotiomycetes, Onygenales, Ajellomycetaceae. Bases 1 to 504 code for a protein of 167 amino acids. The transcript has 5 exons.